Molecule: messenger RNA, 2416 nt
Organism: Athalia rosae (coleseed sawfly)
Lineage: Eukaryota; Metazoa; Arthropoda; Insecta; Hymenoptera; Athaliidae
Gene: PolI
Product: DNA polymerase iota
Exons: 2
Coding region: 244-2280 (678 amino acids)
Biological process (GO): translesion synthesis
Molecular function (GO): DNA-directed DNA polymerase activity; damaged DNA binding
Source: RefSeq, a predicted model, not a curated record
AAGUUAUAAUCAUUGUUGAACAUAGUUGAAACUUAAAAGUUUUUGUCGUUUCGUGUUUCUUCAAACUUUAUACGUAUUUGAAAUUUGGUUGUAAAGAUAUUUGGAUAGCUUGAAGUAGUGAAGUGCCUGCGGCUGGACCACUGACCACUGACCAGUCGUCAUCUUGUUUGCCUUCGUCUUCGUUGCUAAAUCGCAUGGUUAUUGCCCUCGCGAUCGUUGGCUAAAUAAUUGCCUACCGCGUCAAUGGAUAUCUGCAGCGACUCCGAGGAAAUUGUACGGCACCCGAGGUCCAUUGUUCAUUUAGACGUGGAUUGCUUUUACGCCCAGGUGGAAAUGCUCAGACAUCCUGAGUUGAACGGAAGGCCCUUGGGUGUGCAACAAAAGAACAUCGUGGUUACAAGUAAUUAUACGGCGCGACAAUUUGGCGUUGGCAAGUGCAUAUCUGUUCAAGAAGCGCUGCGACUGUGUCCAGGGCUGGCCCUAGUUAGGGGAGAAGAUCUCACUGAGUAUCGUCGAAUCUCUGCCAAAAUAUCAGAAAUAUUACACCAAUUCACACCUCUCGUAGAGAGGUUAGGUAUGGAUGAGAGUUUUGUCGAUGUAUCGUCUAUGGUAAAUGAUUACGCGAUUGCCAGGUCAGACAAUGACUGUCGUAUGAAGGACGACGGUUUCCAAGAAUUCGACAGUGAGAACUAUGCUUCUGAUGAUGAGUCCAGACGGGUGGUUGGAAACAUUUUUGGUGCCUCCGAAGAAGAAUGUCCAUGCGGUUGUCACUCACGGCUUGCUGCUGCAUCGAGGAUUGCGGCUGCUAUGAGAGCACGUAUAUUUAAGGAAUUACACAUCACUUGCAGCGCAGGCAUUGGACACAAUAAGCUAGUGGCAAAGAUGGUAGGAUCUCUUCACAAGCCUAAUCAACAGACCCUGGUAUACCCGUGCUCGGCACCAGCACUCAUGACUAAGAUUGGUCCUGUGUCAAAAAUACCAGGGAUAGGUACCAAAACCACCCAGUUGCUUGCUACAAAGAACAUAAAAACUGUGGAAGAUGUGCGAAGAAUGUCCAUGGACGAUCUAGAAUCCAAGAUCGGAAGUGAGUUGGCCAGAAAACUCAAGGAUAGCGCAGAGGGUAUCGAUGAUAGUAUCGUUAAGCCAUCUGGGAAACCCCAGUGCAUAGGCAUAGAAGAUGGAUUUAAGCACGUGUCUUUAGUCAAUGAGGUAGAGUCACGCCUGGGUGCUCUACUCAGGAGACUCACAGACUUGGCCACUGAAGAUGGAAGGAUACCUGUGGCACUGAAGGUGACUGUACGAAAACAUGACUUGAACAAGCCAAGUACUGGUAAAAGAGAAACUAGACAAUGCGCCCUUCCCCACACACUCUUGCCAUCGACAAGGGGGGGAGUCUACGAUCAUGCAAAAAUGCUUGUUCUUGCUAUGAAAUUGUUUCACAGAGCAGUUGACGUAGCCAAGCCAUUCCAUUUAACUCUUCUGGGAGUAGCUUUCACAAAGUUUGAGGAACGGGUAUCAGGAAGAAGUAGCAUUACCUCAUUCCUACGCAAACAAGUUGCAGUUCAGUCGGUACUCGAUAUUAGUUCAGAGGAAGGUGUAUCAGAAUCAGGAUCACUGCAAACUACUACCUCAGUCCCUACCGCCAUUAGCUCCACAGCCACGACAACGAGGGUGAGCACAGGAGAAGUGGGGGAUAUAGGAGAGGAUGUACAAAUGAACAAACCCGACUCAUGGUUGAGUUCCAAUGUGGAAAAAAUUGCAGUGUCGCCAUUAACCGUCCAUGGUCUGAUGACAUCAAGUAUUUCCAGUGUUUCGUUGUCGGACUGUUAUCACAAUCGGAAUUAUCAAUCCCAUCAUCAGAAUCAUAGUCAUCGCCGCCACAAUAUUCUACAUAACCAUCAUCACCGCCAUCGUUCUCCCUCACCCUCCCAUCAUCACAGUCAUGAUGAUUGUCUUCAACAACAAUCACAAGAACGUCAUUACCUUUCACCUGAUGAAGACGAUGUCCCUGAUGAAGUGGAGCCCUCACCAAAGAAAACUAAGCUAGAAGUAUGGUUGAGCGGUCGUAGAGAGUCGCCGAGUAAUGAAAUGGCAAGCUUGAGGCUCGGACCAUCUUCACCCAUGUCGCCAAUGACUCCAGUAUCACCACCACCGGGGACAGAUCCAACAGUUUUUAAAUCACUCCCUAUAGAGUUACAAACCGAGAUUGGCCGUACAUGGCCAACAACUAGCAAACCUAAACCGAAUGAUAUACUUAAAUAUUUUAUAGCAAACAAGUGACGUACAAACGCGCAUAUGCGAACCAUGUGAACCUCACAAACAUUAAUGUUACAAGUUAAAGCGCGCCUGCCGUGUACAUAUGUAUAUAGAAUAUGCAUUCUCAGAUAAAUACAUACUUAUUCUUACUCAUUAAAAA